AUGCCAGUCCAGCGCGUUAUCAUCAUUGGAGGCGGCAUCACCGGUGUCGCAGCCGCGCUCGCACUCACUCGACACAACGGCAUGACCUGUUCGGUCUUCGAGAUCAGGUCCGAACCUGCUACGAUCGGCGGAGCGAUCGGUUUGACCCCGAAAGCGUUGCGGUAUCUAGAUCACCUCGGCGUUCUCUCUCGGCUCCAAUCCAAGGGCUGCGAAGUCAAGAAGAUUGACAUUAUAUCCCAUCGCACGGGCCAUGGACUGGGCACGAUCGACUUCGACCACCCGGGGAAGUUCAAGCAUCGUGGUCUACGUGUCAUGCGGUUCCAACUUCUUGAAGCAAUGUUGGAGACUCUGGAAGAGCUUGGUGUCAAAGUGCAAUAUGGCAUGAAAAUAGAAUCCGUCAUGGAAGAGGGGGAAGUGAUCACUGCGACGUUCGAAGGCGGAUGCACAGUCAAGGGCCACAUUCUACUCGGAUGCGAUGGGAUUCAUUCGGCCGUUCGCACAAACUUCAUUCAGCAUGAUCGGAAACCAGAGUACACUGGCAUCGCAAACGCCUACGGAUUUGUGAACACCCAUGACUUGCCGCAAGAGCUUCCAAUUGAGUCAACGGCGCUCUACUCUGGACGAUUUGGUUCCUUGCUGCUAGCAUACACCGAGCCGACGAAAUCGCGCUUGUACUUCUCUGCCGUUAUGCGUGCCGAGGACGUUGGCAGCCGCGAAGGCUGGACAGUUAAAGGCCAGGACCAGAAAGCCCUCAAGUCCGAUCUUUUGAGACGUUUCUCAACUCCGACACUACCGUUCCUAGGAAAAAUCCUCCAGAGAGCAGAUGCAUUCACGCUGUACCCUGUUUACCGACUUCCCGAGAACGGUGUCUGGAGCUCCCAUCGUAUGCUCCUACUUGGAGAUGCAGCUCAUGCUAUGCCACCGCAAGGCGAAAGCGUCGGGCUGGCCCUCGAAGACGUCCUCCUUCUCUCCCGGAUCCUUGAUCUCCAUGAAACGAGGGCGGUUCCAGAACUGUUCAAGGGCUAUGACAGCUUGCGGAGGUCGCCCGUCAAUGCUGCCGUUAAGGAAGCGAAUUUCGGUUUUGAGACAAUUCAAGACCGUGGGUGGCUGACUACUAUCGCUAUGGAGUGGCUCACAUGGGCCUUUCUUAAGUGGCGAGCGUCGCGCAAAGAGCAGGAACUGGCCUCGGACGUACGAGAUAUUCCCUUAUGCCUCUAA
Molecule: messenger RNA, 1218 nt
Organism: Trematosphaeria pertusa
Lineage: Eukaryota; Fungi; Ascomycota; Dothideomycetes; Pleosporales; Trematosphaeriaceae
Product: FAD/NAD(P)-binding domain-containing protein
Exons: 2
Coding region: 1-1218 (405 amino acids)
Molecular function (GO): FAD binding; monooxygenase activity
Source: RefSeq, a predicted model, not a curated record